AUGAGCGUUAGGUGCAGCACAAAAUGUUUAGAGAUUUACGAGGCGAUACGCAAAGGCAAAAAAUACCGAUACAUUAUAUUUCGAAUUACUCCCGAUGCUGUAAUCGAUGUGGAAACUAUAGGACCCCGUGAUAAUGAUUAUAAACAGUUCAUGGAGGACCUAAUGCGCAAUGGAGCAAGUGAAUGUCGUUAUGGGCUCUUUGAUCUGGAAUACACCCGAGUCUGUGAAGUUACCAAACAGCAAAUGAAGAGAGAAAAGUUAGUGCUCCUUUCCUGGUGUCCCAGCAAUGCAAAGCCCAAAGGCAAAAUUCUCUACUUGAGCUUUCUGCAUCCGUUUAUGAAUCAGCUAAAGGGAAUUCAUUACUACAAAACGGUUGGCGAAUCAAUUGAGCUAUCACGCGAUGAAAUGGAGGGAUAUUUUCACUAA
Molecule: messenger RNA, 426 nt
Organism: Drosophila innubila
Lineage: Eukaryota; Metazoa; Arthropoda; Insecta; Diptera; Drosophilidae
Product: cofilin/actin-depolymerizing factor homolog
Exons: 1
Coding region: 1-426 (141 amino acids)
Biological process (GO): actin filament fragmentation; cell motility; actin filament severing
Cellular component (GO): actin cortical patch; actin cytoskeleton; cytoplasm
Molecular function (GO): actin filament binding
Source: RefSeq, a predicted model, not a curated record